Messenger RNA from Heterocephalus glaber (naked mole-rat), 459 nucleotides. It is a transcript of the gene Rgs21, whose product is annotated as regulator of G protein signaling 21. Lineage: Eukaryota; Metazoa; Chordata; Mammalia; Rodentia; Bathyergidae. The record is from RefSeq and is a predicted model, not a curated record.
AUGCCAGUGAAAUGUUGUUUCUACAGGUCACCAGCCACAGAAGUAACGGCAUGGUCUGAAAAUAUGGACACACUUUUAGCCAAUCAAGCUGGUCUUGAUGCUUUUCGAAGAUUUCUAAAAUCAGAGUUUAGUGAAGAAAACGUCGAGUUCUGGCUUGCCUGUGAAGACUUCAAGAACACAGAAAGUGCAGAAAAAAUUGCUUCGAAAGCAAGAAUGAUUUAUUCUGAAUUCAUUGUAGCUGAUGCCCCUAAAGAGAUUAACAUUGACUUUAGUACAAGAGAUGUCAUCUCCAGGAACAUUGAAGAGCCGACGGUCAGGUGCUUCGAUGAGGCUCAAAAACUAGUCUACAGCCUCAUGGCCAAGGACUCCUUCCCUAGAUUCCUAAAGUCAGAGAUUUACAGGAAACUGGUAAAUAGCCAACAGGUUGGAACUCAUAAAAAAUGGCUCCCUUUCUUGUGA